AUGGCGCAGCGUGCGAUGUGCUUGCUUCGGCGCUCCAUUGGGUUUACAGCGCUGCCAGCACAGAGAGCCCUGAGUACCACUGCCACACCGGCGGCGGAGGGUGCGGUGGUGGCCGAGGCUACGGUGAAGGAGGCGAAGAGGAGGAAGAAGAAGAAUCUGUUCGAUGUGGUGCAGUUCCUGCCAGAGUGGGGCAUCGGAUACAAGGUUGCCAAGACCACCUGGCGCGACGUCUCCUAUCAGAUCACCAAGAUCAACCUGUACAAGGAUGGUCGGCAUGGAAAGGCGUGGGGGGUUCGGUACAAAGCAGGUGUGCAAGCUGCAGACGCCCCAACUAGGAUCAGCGGGGUUAACAAACGUGGGUGGAAGUACAUAAAAGAAUCACAGAAGAAACUACAAGAUGCUCCCAAAGUAGACGUAGCUGUUGCUGUCUAG
Molecule: messenger RNA, 432 nt
Organism: Miscanthus lutarioriparius
Lineage: Eukaryota; Viridiplantae; Streptophyta; Magnoliopsida; Poales; Poaceae
Source: the annotation of a GenBank genome assembly